Molecule: messenger RNA, 1350 nt
Organism: Ruditapes philippinarum (Manila clam)
Lineage: Eukaryota; Metazoa; Mollusca; Bivalvia; Venerida; Veneridae
Exons: 1
Coding region: 1-1350 (449 amino acids)
Biological process (GO): positive regulation of DNA-templated transcription
Cellular component (GO): chromatin; nucleoplasm
Molecular function (GO): ubiquitin-protein transferase activity; zinc ion binding
Source: RefSeq, a predicted model, not a curated record
AUGGGUGAUGCGAGAGAUAAACCAUGUUAUCCGUGUCAUGAGGAAAAUAUAUUUACGAAUGCGGAUGGAUUUUGCCGAGAAUGUAAGGAAUUAAUGUGUCAAACGUGCUUCCAACAUCACUUAAAGGCAAAGUAUUGUAGAAAACAUGUAUUAGUAGAAGUAACGGACGUUGAACGUGUACUCACAAGUACGAUUGAUUUAGGCAAAUGUGAAAAACACGAAAACGAAUCAAUCCGGUUUUACUGUCGGAAGCAUGAUGAAACAGGCUGUGGUGAUUGCAUGCUAUUUGAUGGACAUAAUACUUGUCAGUCCGAAUAUAUAAAUGAUGCAACAGUGAACUUCGGUAAAACAGAAGAAUUUCAAAAUUUGAUUGAAAAACUUGAAACUCUAAAAUCGUCCAUGACAAAACAUAUGAAAAAGAAUACAUGGUGUAAUAAUGAAAUAAACGAUAAACUAGUAGGUGAUGUCAAUGCGAUUCGAAAACGCGCAGAUUCUUACCUAGACAAAGCACAAGCGGACAGUUUAUCGUUUGCAAGAAAGAUACGAUCAGAAAAUGAUAUUUCAGUUGAAAACUUAAAACAGAUAUAUACAGAAAUCGAAGAAUACAAGCAAACUUUAGGCACGCUGCAAGAAGUUGAUCAGACAUUAUUUAUGUUCUCACGUUUUGUCAAAAACGAGUUAAAACGUGUUGAAAAGACCAUAACGGAAGCAAAAGGUUCUAACAAGAUUUGCUUCUACGAAUUCAUACCAGAUCAACAAUUAAGUGAGCUUAUUUUUGCAUCAAGAGGUCUUGGAAGUUUUCAUAAAAUUUCUCGUAAAGACUUUAUGAUAUCAAAAAGUAGACCAGUCCACGUUGUAGGUAGAGAAGGUAAGGACAAAAAUGAGAGCAACAAACAUUUACCUGUAAUUGAACGUAAAGAAAACUUCGUUGUAGAUAGAGGCAAUGAGUACAAAGAUGAAAGCAACACAGAUUUAACUGCAGCUGAACAAAAAGAAAAUUGCGUUGGAGAUAGAGACGGUUACGACAAAGAUGAGGGCAACAAAGAUUUAACUGCAGCUGAACAAAAAGAAAACUGCGAUGGAUAUGGAGACGAUAACGACAAAGAUGAGGGCAACAAAGAUUUAACUGCAGCUGAACAAAAAGAAAACUGCGAUGGAGAAAGAGACGGUAACGACAAAGAUGAGGGCAACAAAGAUUUAACUGCAGCUGAACAUACAGAAAACUGUGAUGGAGAUAGAGACGGUAACGACAAAGAUGAAGGCAACAAAGAUUUAACUGCAGCUGAACGAAAAGAAAACUACGAUGGAGAUAGAGACGGUAACGACAAAGAUGAGGGCAACACAGAUUAA